CCUGUGUGCCCGAUCUCCGCGACGCCCUGGUUCCCCGAGGAUGCAAAUCCUCACGCGCAGUGGUGGGGUGAUGGACACUAAAAUAGAAAAGAUGGGAAUCGACAUGGCGCGCGGGUAAUAACUAAGAUUCCCUCUCUUAUUCGUUAAUUCUGAAAGGAACCGGCAAGAAUAUUGUGUUUGUCUCCAUGUCAAUAUUUUUGGAUUGCUUCAAAAUAAGACAAUUAGAAACCCACCAGGUGGUAAAUAUUUAGUGAAUCAGAUUAGUAAUGGCGUUGCUUAAGGCGCCUCUCUUUCUGACAUUGUAUGUUAUUACGUUUGUCGAGUCACAAAGUCGAAAAGAUCUCUCAAGAAAUACCGUCUUCAAGCCGACUAAAGAUGAAUACUUGGACAAUUCUACCUUCAAGACCGUACCCGACUCUCGUCCUUUCGACUGCAGCCUUCAUUGCCUGGCCGACCCAGACUGUCAAUCAACCAACUACCAUCCACCAACGCGUAUGUGCGAGCUGUGUAACCACACCUUCAAAUCAAGGCCUGGUUACAGAAUUUCCAAGCCAGGUUACAUCCACUUCGACCCUGACAAAGGAUCUAUUUUAUCUGACGAACCCUGCCGGAAUGUAGAGUGUAAGAACGGUGGAAUGUGCUACCCCGUUGAUUCGCCAUCCGCACACCCUCCGUGGAAAUGUGUGUGUCAAAUCAACACUACCGGCAUGCUCUGCGAACAGUGGAUAGGUGUCGCUGCAUCGUCAUGCAAGGAUGCAUUUAUAAAAGGUUGUACAAAAGACACUUCGUACAUACUAAACAUUGAGGACAAAAGCGUCGAGACUUUUUGCCACUUGACAGCGAUUGACGGCUGCGGUGAUGGGGGAUGGACGCUGGCAAUGAAAGUCAAUGGCUCAAAGACCACCUUUCCCUACGAGUCUUCUCUCUGGACCGACAAAUCCGCCUACAACCCCUCGGCCGGUCUGACGGGCUUCGAUAACCAAGAGACCAAGCUCCCAAGCUACUGGGCCACGCCCUUCACCAAGAUCUGCAUCGGGUUCAAGGUCGGGGACACCCUUAAGAACAUGACGAUCCCCUAUACGGCUACGUCACUCUAUGACGUCAUCGCUGACGGCACAUACAGGGGAACCUCGAUCGGGAAGACCGCUUGGAGGGCACUAAUCGCUGGCUCGUCCAUGCAAGGAAACUGUAACCGACAGGGGUUUAAUGUUCUAGGACGGCUAAGAAUAGGGAUAAUGAGUAAUCAGGAAAAUGACUGCAUCACGUGUGAUACCCAUUUAGGUAUUGGGGGUGAUGUCAUGAUCGCUGGGAAUAGAUGCGGAUCCUCUUAUUGCGAUAAUGGCCCAAAAAACAUUAAAGCUAUGGGCUAUCUCCUUUUACAGUAAGCCAAUAGGAAACUUUCACCAAGACAUCAGAUGACUUUUUGAAUGGCAAAUUCACUCCAAACACAGAAUUGACUGCGGCCGUCAUGCCUUAAAAUGACUUCUUAUUAAGAAACGUUCUGGCAUGAUUCGUAAGCGCUGAAUGAUGCUGUUAUUUUGCCGCUAAAAGCCUGAGCGCGCGCUAGUUUGACACCCAAAAAGUCACGUGAUCUCUUAGCGCAAAUCGCCUAUACAACAUUGAUAGCUGGUUUAACGGGGCCGUUUGAAACGUUGAAAUUUUUGCUGCGUUUCACUUUGGCUGUGUUCCACUUGGGCUUAUAAAGGAAAUCAAAAAGUGAAAAUACUUAAAUAUGCUGUAAAGGGGGGAAGUGAUAGUCGAGGGGCAGAACUCAGAUAAGGUUGGCGACAGUCUUUCAGAAUGAAAUUCGAAAAAAAAUGUAAUUGAUAAAAAAUUGACA
Molecule: messenger RNA, 1840 nt
Organism: Nematostella vectensis (starlet sea anemone)
Lineage: Eukaryota; Metazoa; Cnidaria; Anthozoa; Actiniaria; Edwardsiidae
Exons: 6
Coding region: 267-1385 (372 amino acids)
Source: RefSeq, a predicted model, not a curated record